Molecule: messenger RNA, 1027 nt
Organism: Bolinopsis microptera
Lineage: Eukaryota; Metazoa; Ctenophora; Tentaculata; Lobata; Bolinopsidae
Product: ATP synthase subunit s, mitochondrial-like
Exons: 5
Coding region: 8-637 (209 amino acids)
Source: RefSeq, a predicted model, not a curated record
GAUUAGAAUGAAUACUCUCUGCACCCGACAACUCAUGAGAUCAGAUUUCAAGAAAACUGGCUGCAGGAACAUAAUAGGUUACGCAAGAAGAUGGAAAAAUAAUAGGAUAGAUGAACAGAGGAUGAAAUACAUGGGAGCUGAUAAACCUGCUGCAGAAUGGAUAUUGCUGAACAAGGGAAAAGUGAAGAUGUCUGGUAGUAAUAAGUGGAUAUCUUCAUUCUGGGACUUUCCUCAAGAUAACUUCUCCAGUGACUUCAGACUGACUCACAUUCAGGCUGACAACACUGAGGUUUCUUCUACUGGUUUUAGAUACAUAAAGAACCUGGCCUAUAUCCAGACAGCCUCGUUUGCCCAGUGCCGGUAUGUUGAUGACAGUGCACUGCCUCAUUUACAUGGUUCAGCAGACAGCGGUUCAUUAAAGGCACUAAACCUAUCAAAGACUAGUAUCACACAGCACGGUAUCCGUCAGCUAGCAGAACUUAAAUCACUCAAACAUCUCGAUAUUUCGGAUUGUAAAGGAAUGUUGGAUAUACCUUUUGAAUCUGAGUUGCCUGAUUUACUGGAUUAUCUCAAAUCUGAGCUCCCUAAGUGUGCUAUAAUCUUACAUUCGGGCAAAGUUCUGGAAGAACAAAUGUGAGGGUGCAAGUGAUUGUUUUGAGAAAUCUUGUAGUUUUUAUUAUUGAGUUUAAAUUUUAAUACGAUAUUUAUUAUUGCUGGCCCUUUUGUUAGAAAGUUUUGAUUUUUUGAUAUUUUUUUAAUUGUUCAACUUCAGUGUGGUUAUUUAUGUAUUUAUUGCUUUCCAAACCGCAGCGGUUAUAAACUUAUCAUGAAAAUGUUAUGUACAUAAAAAUAAUCGAUUAUUGAGGAGUUAUAAAGUGAGCUAAUUUUAUGUGCGUGAUUGAAUUUUUGAUCCUGCAUUUCUUUUCCUUUCUACUUUUCUACAGAGAGUUUCUUAGAAACUCAAUUUCUAAUCCAGUCUCUUUGUUAUUAUGUAGUUUUUGGAAGUAAGAACUAGGAUGUUAAUACU